Poeciliopsis prolifica (blackstripe livebearer) is the source of this 3943-nucleotide messenger RNA. RefSeq names its product sodium/potassium transporting ATPase interacting 4 (gene nkain4). Gene Ontology annotation, biological process: regulation of sodium ion transport. The coding region runs from base 271 to 900 and encodes 209 amino acids. The record is from RefSeq and is a predicted model, not a curated record. The transcript has 7 exons. NCBI's taxonomy places the organism in Eukaryota, Metazoa, Chordata, Actinopteri, Cyprinodontiformes, Poeciliidae.
UUUACACACACCGGCUGGCUCCCAGUCUCCCAGCCAGUCACCCACAGUGCGAGACCGGUCGGCCAGAGCGGAGGUAAACAGACACGUCCGGAGCGACCCCAGACCGGAGGCAGCCGACCCUGGUCGCUGUUCCCGGGGCUCAGUUAAAAAGAGACGCCGGAGGAGGAUGGGACAAAGCCGGCGUUCGGAUCAAGACUGAGUCUGGACGGCACGCCGAGAGCUCGAUCCCGAGUCCUUCACAGAGUCACCGCGUUUCCCUCCGCUGACACAAUGGGCUGCUGCAGCGGACGAUGCACUCUCAUUUUUAUUUGCACUUUACAGCUGGUGUUGGCCUUGGAGAGACAAGUGUUUGACUUCCUUGGUUACCAAUGGGCUCCCAUUCUUGCAAACUUUUUCCAUAUCAUCAUUGUAAUCUUGGGCCUCUUUGGAACCAUCCAGUACCGGCCACGAUACAUUGUUGUGUACACUGUUUGGGCCGCACUUUGGGUAGCCUGGAACGUCUUCAUUAUCUGCUUUUAUCUGGAUGUUGGAGGUCUGUCAAAGGAAAGUGAUCUGCUGACAUUUAACAUAUCGGCUCAUCACUCCUGGUGGAGCGAGCACGGUCCCGGCUGUGUGAGGAGAGAGAUGCCACAGGCCCCCGGAGUCCGCACCACAGAGAGCCACUCCUACAUCUCUGUCAUGGGCUGCUUCAUGGACUACCAGUACAUCGAGGUCAUGCAUAGCAGCGUGCAGAUCCUUGUUGCUCUCCUGGGCUUCGUGUACGCCUGCUAUGUUGUCAGUGCCAUCACUGAGGAGGAGGACAGUUUUGAUUUUAUUGGUGGAUUUGAUCCAUUCCCACUCUACCAUGUCAAUGAAAAAUCAUCUCAUCUCCUGUUAAAGCCCAUGCACCUGUCUACGUAAAUAGGAAAGGCAUCCACCAAGGGAGGUGAUACAGCAAAUUCCCAUGGAGCCAAAAUGGCUGAUUUCUCACACACACACUCACACACACAUCCCACAGCUUCUCAUAGCACCAGACGUCUCCUUCUGGGUUUCAGUUCUUAACAUGUAAUUUACUUGUGUGUGGCCCUGAAAAGUCAGUUUCACAAUAACAGUCCAUUGUUACAGGAUUUGGGAAUUACCAUUGGUGGUAUUUGUGUUUAUAUAAAAAUAUCAUUUAUUUUCUUUCUGUCAGCUUUCACUUUGAGCUAACUCUACUGUAUAGAACAUAUUUCAGCAGAUGAAAACACAUAGGUUGAUGGAGCAACUAGCGUUCCCAGUCUGUAGCUGUGUGUCACAGAGGAUGGUGAUUUAGCAUAUUACUGCUGGUUUGGCUGAGAUCUUGACCGUUGGGCUGAAUUAUGGCAGAGUUUGCAGAAUGAACCAUUGUGCUGCUGCCUGUUUACUUUAGGAUCUGUAUGCAUAAAUACAGAAGCAAAGCAGGAAGGGAGCGGAGAAAUGAAGGCUUGGGGAGACAACAAAAGCACCAGUACAACAGGCACAUCUGCCAAAAAUAGAAAAUGUAAAUAAGGAAAUUCAAAGUUUCAAAGGACUGGAAAAGAGUGUUCGCCUUGCAAAGAGGUGCUCAAACACAAUAAACGGCAUGCAAGUGUCACUUUUAUAUCUGAAGCAUUUUAUUACAACAGUUUUUCCGAGUCAGUAUUUCUGAAGUGCCAGGUGUUGUGUUUGCCAAAGACCUGAAAGGUUUUGUUCUGACUUCAACUCUCCUCUCCUAGCAGCAGGCAGGUCUGGGGAGGCCGAUCAUUACAAACAGUCCUGCAAAAGUUGCAAGGCAUAUUUUUAACUUGGCACAAACAACCAAGAUUGUUAAACCUUUUCAUAUCACAAACAGCAGAGCUUGAGCUGGUUGGAUAUGGAUGUUAUGUGUGAAUGAAUUUAAUCUCUACCUGAAUAGAUCAGGGGGCUUCAUUCCCUGUCAGUUCAACACUUAUAUUCUGUCUGUACACGGUGAAAGUCUGAGCUGUGAUCAGUUGUAGGAGUUAAAGUUUGGAUUGUAUGUAAUGACAACUGAUUGAAGCUGGUUAACCAGUUACUGAGACUCGUGUCUCCACCCGUUUGGCUUUUAUUCUGAAUCAGCUUCAUUUUAACUUUUUACUAACAAAACUGAGCACACAUGAUUAACAUUACUCACUUCAGCACUUUUUAGAACAUAUCCAUCAGUUUACCCCCCACUCUUGUAUUGUCAGAGCUUCUUUUGCCUUAAUGUUAUGUGAAUCACUACUGCCCUCUAGUGUUCAAAUGGAUCAUGUGCAUAGUGAGAAGCUUUCAUAUCUCCUCCAGAAAUGGCAUGUUUCUGUUUGGAGAACAGAAAAUAGUCAAUUGUAUAAGGCAGAAGAGUUUGAAAGUGUGUUUUCUCAGUCAACAUACAUUCCAUUCCACAUGACUCAGGUUGGAUAUCAACUGAAUUUAAACUUUCUCAUUUGUUUAGUUUUAGCGUGCUUUAACAAAGAAUUACAGUGCUUUGCAAAGUAUUAUUACCCCUUAAACCUUUUCAUGUUAUCGGAACCUUGUAAUGGAUUUUAUUGCUGUUUAAUGUGAUAGACCAACACAAAUUGGUGCAUCAGUUUGGAAAUGCUUAAAUAUAAAAAUCCAUAAAGUAUAGUUAACAUCUAGGUCCAGUCUCACUGAAUAAGUACAACCACCUGUUGCAACAAACACAGCUCUAAGUUUUGGGGUUUGCACAUCUACAGCCCAGCAGUAUCAAGUCUUAAGAGUUAUCACAGCUCCUUGAUUGGAGUUAGGCCUGGAUUUUCUCUUGGCCACUGUCAAAUACGGAUAUAUUUGAAUUAAAAACAUUUCAUUGUUCCUGGAUGGUGAAGUCUAAAGUCUUUUACAGCCUCUAGUAGUUUUCUUCCAUGAAGUCACUGUAUUUAGCUCCAUCCAUCUCUGAUCAGCUUCCUUGACCCUGCUGAAAUACAGCAUCUCCACAGCAUAAUGUUCCUACUACCAUCAUGCUUCAUAGUAGAGUUGUUAUAUUCAGGGGGAUUGGGGCAGAGAAAGUUUUCCACCACAUUUACUGUGGCAUUUAGGCCAAAGCACUCUCUUCCAUGCGUUUGCUGUCUUCAUUAUAUGUAGCAAACUUCAGCACUCUUCCAUAAAGGCCAGAUUUGUGGUGUGGAUGACUAGUUAGAAUAAUUAUCUGUGUUGACAGAUUCUCCCAGCUGAGCCACAGUUACUAAGGCCCUCUUGACUGUUUCUCUCAUAAGUGCUUUUUUUUCUGUUGAUGUAGCUGCAUGAAAGGCUUGUCCUUGUCGUUGUGACUAACUUUGUGUUGUUCUUUUGCAUAAGGUUUGCAACCUCCAUUUGUGGUUUUGACUUGAAAAAGUUCAAGGACUGAAUGCUUUUGCAAAGCACUGUAGAAACAAAAAAAUCUUGACCGGUGUUCAUUUUUUACAAUUUUCCUGUACUGCCAGCAACAUCUUAUGUCAAGCAUUAGAUUUAUCUGUGAUAUUAAGAGUUCUUCACUGCCAGACAAACAGAAUGUAAUUGUUAGGAUCCUAAAAAACAUCUAAACACUUUUGUUGGUUGACUUUGCAAUAAUUUGGAUCCCAUUCCUGCAAUUUAAACUGCACUCAUCGUUCGCUCAGUGGAUUAGAAAUAUAAAGGGUCUAAUAUUAUAACCUUAUCAGUCUUAGUAGAAAAAAAAAUACUUCUAAGAUGUCAAAACUAGUCUUCCUCUGGGUGCAAUACAGACUUUUCCCAAAGUCCUGGUUGUAGUUAUGAUUCUGCUUGUGCUGGUCCAAACUGAAAAUGUGUCCAUUUCUUUGUAAAUAUUUCUUUUUUCUUUGUGUUAAUAGGUGGUAAAUUAUGUUCUCCUGUUUUCUGUCUUGUGUUGCUUCAACCUCAUGUGACCUGAUUGUGUAACCCUGUUUAUCCAGAUCUGUGCUUUGUGUUCAUGUAAAUAUGGUGUUUGUUAAUAAUAAUAAUAAAAAAAAAUCAUGCUCUU